GGGUCUAGGCGCAGUUUGCUCCCAGUUCCCUCCCAGUGCUCCCAGUAAGAGCGGUACUGGCAGGGAGAGCGCUCCCAGUUGCUUCUAGGUGCUGUCAGGAUCGUUACCAGUGCUCCCAGUAUCACUUCCCAGUGCCGCGCGGGGCGCAACCGCUUUGCAAUCCCCCAGGGCGGAGCGCGGCUGCUUUUGCGCGUCGGCACCGGGCCGGGCCGGGCUGGGGGAGGAGGAGCGGAAGGAAGAAGAGUAGUGGAAGGAAGAGCAGCAGCAGAACCGAGCGGCUCACUCGCUCGCCCGCUCUAGGCCGCAGCUUCCCCGACUUCCCCGGCAUCACCCCUCCCCCCGGAAGCCGCAGCUGAACUUGGCCCGCAGGAACAUAAACCCAACGCGCUCAACCCUUCUUUUCCCCCAAAAAUGGAUUUCCCAUUCCUAAACCUUGGCCCGAUGGAGGAGGAGGCCGUGAGGAAGAAGAACAUGCCCCCGGAGCCCCAGGCAGACAAGGAGCUGAGGAUGGAGACCAGGGAGGACAAAUCCCCGCAGCAGAACCUUGUGGAAGAGGCUGUUUGGAGCAGCUCCAUUGCACAGGAAACCAGCGAGGAGGAAAAGCCCGGGAGAUCCCACAUGAGGAUGGGCUGCAAACACAGUUCUUGGGUAUCCGAGGAGGAGAACCAGGGCCAAAGAACCGGACAGAGCUGCAGCCAGAGCUCAGAGCUGGGGUUCCAUGAGCAUCUUCAUGAUGCGGAUAAGCCCCACAAGUGUUCAAAUUGUGGGAAGAGCUUCAGCAAGAGAUCCUCCCUGAUCUGGCACUGGAGAAUCCACAUGGGGGAACGGCCCUAUGAGUGUGGGGAGUGUGGAAAGAGCUUCAGUACGAGAUUCAAACUGAUCCGCCACCAGAUGAUCCACACUGGGGAGAGGCCCUAUGAAUGUGACAUACGCAGGAAGAGGUUUCAGACCAGCUCCAAUCUCGUCAUGCAUCAGCGGAUUCACACAGAAGAGAGGCCCUUCCGCUGCCCUGACUGUGGGAAGGGCUUCAAAUACAACUCCCGCCUUGUCUCCCACAGGCGCAUCCACACUGGGGAGAUGCCCUAUGAGUGUGGGCAGUGUGGGAAGUGCUUCAGGACAAGCUCUGAACUGAUUGUCCACCAAAGGAUCCACACAGGGGAACAGCCCUAUGAGUGUGAUAAAUGCAGCAAGAGGUUUCUGACCAGCUCCAGUCUCCUCCUGCACCAGCGCAUUCACAUAGAGGAGAGGCCCUUCUGCUGCCCCGACUACGGGAAGGGCUUCAGGCACAACUCCAACCUCGUCACCCACCGGCGCAUCCACACUGGGGAGAGGCCCUAUGAGUGUUCUGAGUGUGGGAAGAGCUUUUCACAGAGCUCUCACCUGACCAAACACCAAUGGAGGCACCACUAAGGGAAGCCCUGCAAAUCAAGUGCAGGAAGAGCUUCAUGUGCUGCUCCAGCUCCAUUCUCCAUGGCAGGAUCUGUGCUGGAUGAUGCCGAGUGACCCCUGGUGGGCAGAGCCCCGGUGAUCCAUGUUAGGAAGACACCUGGCUGGGCGGCUCUUCAUCCUCCUGGCUUCCCUUGAGCACCUGGACAUAUCCACAGAUCAACAUCAGAAAUCCAUUGUGAAGAGCACGUUUGUCGACUUCUGACCCGAGAAAAAUCUCACUCUUUGCAUCUUCUGGUGGCAUCAAGCAACACUGAAUGGCCUUGGAGGUCUUCUCCAAUAGAAAUCCAUCAUUUUAAUCCUUUCUGGCUCAUGGGCAUCUUCCACAGCCAAAUGGGAACAUAUUGGGGCAAACCCCACAAUUUUGGAGAUGGUGGGGUGGAAACCCCUUCAAAAAGGGUUCUUCCCACCCAGCCAAGCAUGUGGAUGCUUUGCCAGCAGGGACACAUAAAUUCUUUUGUUUUGGCCUUGAAACAAAAAGGUUUCUGUUCAUUCCUUUGAAAGCCCUGUAACUGGGGUGUCCUGGUUUGAAGGACAGGUGUUUGCCAAGGAAAGCAGAAGCUUCCCCUUGGACUGAAAGAAAAUAUGAUUCUUCCGAUUAUUAUAAUUUCGGAAUUAAGAGAGCUCUCAGGCAAAGAUAUGGGGGUAGGAAUAACAGUUCUUUACUAGUAUAUUUAACAAGACAAACAAGAACAACAACAGCUAUGAAAUUACCCACAAACAGAACAGUAACU
Messenger RNA from Cinclus cinclus, 2180 nucleotides. Its product is annotated as zinc finger protein 239-like. The record is from RefSeq and is a predicted model, not a curated record. Gene Ontology annotation, molecular function: DNA-binding transcription repressor activity, RNA polymerase II-specific. The transcript is spliced from 3 exons. Gene Ontology annotation, biological process: negative regulation of transcription by RNA polymerase II. Bases 412 to 1410 code for a protein of 332 amino acids. NCBI's taxonomy places the organism in Eukaryota, Metazoa, Chordata, Aves, Passeriformes, Cinclidae.